This is a messenger RNA of Phycomyces blakesleeanus NRRL 1555(-), 870 nucleotides long. RefSeq lists its product as hypothetical. The record is from RefSeq and is a predicted model, not a curated record. NCBI's taxonomy places the organism in Eukaryota, Fungi, Mucoromycota, Mucoromycetes, Mucorales, Phycomycetaceae. The transcript has 3 exons. The coding region runs from base 1 to 870 and encodes 289 amino acids.
AUGUCCACCCCCAGUGCUAUUGAGUUCGUUUCUCAUCAGGAAGAUGACAAUCAGUUACAUUCCUGGAUGAAGCCAGAUGGUGGUAAAGAUGGGUUGUCAUUGAUUGAUUGGCUGCAGUAUUUUCUGCUGAAAGACAACGCAGACAAUCUGAGGAAGUAUCUUGGUGGCUUCAAGAACGGGAAGAAGGUCAAGCAAUAUCCUAUUGCAUUCAAAGCCUGGGAAGACAGCACAAUGAGAAUUAGUGAAGAAGAAAUGUCUCAACAUAAAAAAGAUGAGCUUGAGGAUAUAAAUAUUAUGAGAAAAGUACUUGGUGAAAGUAAGGCAAAGUCACCUGCUGUAUGUAAUACAACAACGCCCUUAGACUUAAACAAAACCCAAGACAUGAGCAAGGGUGAAGACAGUGAAGACGGUGAAAAUGAUGGAGGUGACGAAGCCAGUAAGAGCAGCAAAAGCUGUAAAGACCAAGAAGAACAGGGAGCUGAUGUCAGCAAUGAGAUCAGUUCUCAGAGAGAGGCCAUUGUCCAAAGCAAUAGUGAAAGCAGCACCUCCGAGCACUCUGAUGCCAGUGCAUACAGUAGCAAAAGAUACCCUAAAUUCUUUGGCAAGAUUGUGAAGAACACAGCAAAAAGAUCAGUCAAGAGCAUAGAGGAUAUUGGGCAUGGUAUAAAAGAGUUCAAUGAUGCCCGGAUAUCGCUCUUAGAAUCAAAGUAUGAGGAAGAGCUCAAGAACCAGAAGGAGAAGCUGCAAAAAGAGCUUCAAUGCAAGCAGUGGGUAAAAGGAGUGAUCCUUAUGACAAAAACAUUUGACUGGUCUGAGAAGAAGACUAAGAAUGAAUUAGAAGAGAUGUAUAACCAAUACCUCAAUUAUUAA